AUGGACGUCGCAAUUCCUCGCGGCGCUCGUAAGGCAGAUCUUGUGAAGCUUGUAGCUGCCGAGGCAGACAAACGGGCCAAGCCUGUGGAAAAAACCGGUGGAGAUGAUAAAAAGGAGACUGUGGAUGAAAAACCUACUGCUGAGCCAGAGAAUAGUAAACCGGAUGAGUCUGAGAAGUCCGAGAAGUCUGUCGAUCUGGAGUCCAAAGCCUCUACUUUGAAAAAGAUCCCACCACCAAAGGUGACCAAGCCCAGACCGAAGAUCCCAAAGCCCAAGAGAAUACCACUUAAUCCGCCCUCAAAGCCGCAAUCGCCACCAAAGCCAAAAUUGAAGGAUCUGCUCGAACAGACGGUUCCUCAAAAAAGAAGUUUGGAAAACGAGUCUGACGACGCAAACUCAACAACCGUCCACAAGGAAUAUUCGCAGAUCCUCAAGAAACAGACGAAUCACAAACGCGUUUUCUCGUCGUCCGCACCAACAACACCUAAUAAUUCGGUGAUUGAGUCACCAAAGAAGUCGACUUUGAAGCUGGAGUCUAGUCCCCAGCAAGAGAUCAAGGCCGAAACGCCUGAAGCUUCCAGAAAAUCGUCUAGGAAGAACACUCCGAAGAAACCUGUGAAUAGUUCUCCAAAGAGCCCUGCUCAGAAGGAGGUUUUCAAACACCCGGCCGAUGACACCUCGUUUGUCAUCCCCACCCUUCCUUCUUCAACACCAAUGGCUCCCAAAUCUCCUCAGAAACACCACCAGUCUCUCAAUGUGUCUAAUUUUGCAGCCCAGUUGGAGAAGCUGUCUGGACCAACAAAACAAAUUUCUCCUGAUAAGUUAUCGUCUCCGCCCCCAAAGUCUCCCGACACCACAGACGACGAUGCCAUGCUGACACAACUUCAACAUGAAAUCGAUAUAACCCAGGAACAAAUAGAAGUGCAGUCGAAACAGGCACUCAAAGCAAUUGAAGCCCCUCCACCUUCCAAUCUCGCCUACAGGCUGGGACUCGUAUGGUUCUUGACAUUGAGUCUCAUGUACGCAUUCACCUGCUACCGCGAACAGCGAAUAAGAACAGGGUUUUGCGGGUUCGAGGUGUACCGGCCAUUAUUCAAUUACGACCGCAGAUCAUAUUCUGGACUCACUCCGUAUCUGGACUCCAUCGAGAACCUUCUAAGUUUGAAUUGUGUUCCAUGUCCUGAACACGGACAAUGUUUCCCAUACUCCAAGUUAUUCUGUGACGCCGACUACACUGUGCACAAACCAAUUAAAUCCCUGUUUGGUCUUCUCCCCACGUUCCAAACGUGUGUUUUGGACUCUGCCAAAGUAAAAAAGAUUGACAAGAUGGUGAAACUGUCCACAGAUCUGCUCAAUAGACGCAAUGCUGAGUACAAAUGUGGUCGUGGAGAAGAUCAGGAUGUUGGACUCACUCUACCGCAUUUGCAAAACUACCUCAUUGAAAGACUGGAUAUCAAGGACGACGGAUUCGAUUAUCUCUGGGAAAAGACUUUGAACGUGCUGGAAAACCGUCCAGAGCUUGUUAUUACCAACGACUUCAUCCGGUCCAACUCUUUGUCCAAACUUUCAAUCAAAUGCCGUCUAAUAAGGAUGUUUAUGGACGUGUUUAUUCGGUUCAGAUGGCACUUGUUAGGAUUGGUGUUCAUUGCAGCCACGUUCAAAUAUAUCAGCAUUCGGUUCACGCGAUACCGCACAGAAAGAAAGCUUGUCAACGAGCUGACUACCAAAGUGAUCGAGAAACUGCACAAACAAGCAGAGUUGCACCGUCUGGGCAAAUCGUCGUUGGCAUAUAUUGGGAAGAUCCAGCUACGCGAUUACUACCUCAUCGAUGCGUCUUUAAGUGCAAAACAGAAAACUAAAGUUUGGGACCGCGUCAGCAAGCUUGUUGAGACCAACACAAACGUGAAAACAUACAUGACCGAGGUUCGCGGCGAGAUGUUCAAAGUUUGGGAAUGGAUAGCCACCAUCUGA
Messenger RNA from Ogataea philodendri, 1971 nucleotides. RefSeq lists its product as uncharacterized. Lineage: Eukaryota; Fungi; Ascomycota; Pichiomycetes; Pichiales; Pichiaceae. Bases 1 to 1971 code for a protein of 656 amino acids. Gene Ontology annotation, cellular component: nuclear inner membrane. Gene Ontology annotation, molecular function: chromatin binding. The record is from RefSeq and is a predicted model, not a curated record. The transcript has a single exon.